UGAUAAUUUCGCAAAAGGAGUGGCAUUUCCGUAAUUCAACGCCAAAACAGUCCCCCAGCGCAAAAAGCGGUUUUAUAAGGACUGUCUGAAACGCAUGACUCUCUCUCAUCAUCAAAACCCCAGCUCUCUCUCAAACCCUGUACUACGUCCGAUCUCUCACUCGCCGGAUUCCCGUUGGACGUAAGAAUCAGCCACCGGAAUUUCAAAGAUCCUCUAAUCCCAUCCGAUCCUCUCGUUUUGUCGCUAAAGAUCCGUUUACCCAAACCCUACUUUCAGCGACAUCGGAGGAAUUUCCAUAAAGGAUGGGAGAUCCUUUGGAACGGUUGGGAUCCGAGGCGGCUGCCGGCCUCGAAUCGUGCAUGAAGGAUGAUCUGAGCAUGGAGAUCGACCCACCAUUCCGUGAGAACGCUGCGACAGCGGAGGACUGGCGGAAGGCGCUGAACAAGGUGGUUCCCGCCGUGAUUGUGCUGCGGACGACAGCGGCCCGUGCGUUCGAUACGGAGGCAGCCGGUGCCAGCUACGCGACUGGGUUCGUCGUCGACAAGCGCCGCGGGAUCAUACUCACGAACCGCCAUGUCGUCAAGCCCGGGCCUGUGGUUGCUGAAGCUAUGUUUGUUAACCGUGAGGAAAUUCCGGUGCAUCCGAUAUAUAGGGAUCCGGUUCAUGAUUUUGGAUUCUUUCGUUAUGACCCUGGAGCAAUACAAUUUCUAAGCUACGAGGAGAUCCCUCUCUCUCCUGAAGCUGCGUGUGUUGGACUGGAGAUUCGGGUGGUUGGCAAUGACAGUGGCGAGAAGGUCUCAAUUUUGGCCGGCACUCUAGCUCGCUUGGAUAGAGAUGCUCCUCAUUACAAGAAGGAUGGAUAUAAUGACUUCAAUACAUUCUACAUGCAGGCUGCAUCUGGGACAAAGGGAGGCUCAAGUGGUUCCCCAGUCAUUGAUUGGCAAGGAAGAGCUGUUGCCUUGAAUGCUGGGAGCAAAUCUUCAAGUGCUUCUGCCUUUUUCCUUCCUUUAGAGCGAGUUGUUAGAGCAUUAAAGUUUCUACAGAAAGGCAGUGAUGCAUUUGAAAGUAAAUGGGAGGCAGUAACUAUUCCUCGUGGUACGCUUCAGGUGACGUUCCUUCACAAAGGAUUUGAUGAGACGCGUCGGCUUGGACUUCAGAGUGAGACAGAACAGAUGGUGAGACAUGCAUCUCCUAUUGGCGAGACUGGAAUGCUUGUUGUUGAUUCUGUGGUGCCAGGUGGCCCUGCACACAAACAUUUGGAGCCAGGUGAUGUGCUAGUUCGGGUGAAUGGGGAGGUCAUUACCCAGUUUUUGAAACUGGAAACAUUGCUUGAUGAUAGGGUCGACGAGAAGAUUGAUUUGGAGAUUGAAAGGGGUGGCACUUCCUUGACAGUAAAAUUGUUGGUUCAGGAUUUGCAUUGCAUAACUCCUAAUUACUUCUUGGAAGUCAGUGGUGCUGUUAUUCACCCUCUUUCCUAUCAACAGGCUAGAAAUUUCCGUUUCAACUGUGGUCAAGUGUAUGUCACUGAGCCAGGGUAUAUGCUCUCUAGGGCAGGUGUUCCUCGCCAUGCCAUAAUAAAGAAGUUUGCAGGAGAAGGGAUAUCACACCUGGACGAGCUAAUUUCAGUUCUUAGCAAGUUGUCUAGAGGUGCUCGUGUGCCUCUGGAAUAUGUAAGCUACACGGAUCGUCAUCGAAGCAAGUCUGUACUGGUCACAGUUGACCGCCAUGAGUGGUAUGCUCCUCCACAGAUAUACACUCGUGAUGACAGUACUGGUUUAUGGACCUCAAGACCCGCAAUACCCCCCGGGUCGCCACUACUAUCUUCAAGUGUCCAUUGCGAUGGCAACAGCAUAGCAUGCCAUACAGCUGCAUCAACUAUUACUGAAGCUGGUCUUGUUGAAUCCAUACAUCAGCAUGCGGACAAAGAUUGGAGGGAUGGCUGUACUAGAAUGCAGACUAGUGAUGAAAAUGUUGCUGAGGAAUCACACUCUCAGGAAGAAUCUAACACUGACACUAAAAGACGAAGAGUGGAAGAGGAUUCAACGGCAGAAGGAAUUGUUAUAUCUGAUGGUAUUAUGCAUGACCAAAGAGAAGAAACCAUGGAGGAUCCCAGAACCUUGGAUACUACUGACAUUCUAGAUGAUCGAGGGGCAACAGCUGCGAAUGCUUCAGUGGCUGAACAAGUGAUAGAGCCCACACUUGUAAUGUUUGAGGUUCAUGUGCCACCAUCAUGUAUGCUUGAUGGUGUCCACUCGCAGCAUUUCUUUGGAACAGGUGUUAUUAUAUAUCAUUCUGAAAGCAUGGGAUUGGUUGCUGUCGACAAGAACACAGUUGCCGUAUCUGUCUCUGACGUGAUGAUCUCAUUUGCUGCAUUUCCCAUAGAAAUUCCAGGAGAGGUAGUUUUCCUUCACCCUGUUCACAACUAUGCACUCGUUGCUUACGAUCCUUCUGCUCUGGGAACAGCAGGUGCCUCAGUUGUUCGUGCAGCUGAACUACUUCCUGAGCCUGCUUUGCGUCGAGGUGAUUCAGUCUAUCUUGUGGGGUUAAGUAGAAGUCUGCAGGCAACGUCAAGGAAGUCCACUGUUACAAAUCCCUGUGCAGCUUUGAAUAUUGGCUCGGCUGACUGUCCACGUUACAGAGCAACUAAUAUGGAAGUCAUUGAGCUUGAUACUGAUUUUGGCAGUACCUUUUCUGGUGUGCUAACUGAUGAACGUGGAAGGGUUCAGGCACUUUGGGGCAGUUUUUCCACUCAGGUUCGUAUUCAGUACCGAUCCAAAAAAGUAAAAAAUAAAAAAAAGCUGAAAUAUGGUUGUAAUUCAUCUGAAGAUCAUCAAUUUGUUAGAGGUAUACCAAUUUAUGCAAUCAGCCAAGUCCUUGACAAGAUAAUUCAUGGUGCCAAAGGACCACCCCUGCUCAUUAAUGGCAUGAAAAGGCCAAUGCCUCUUGUAAGGAUUUUAGAAGCUGAACUUUACCCGACCUUGCUGUCCAAGGCAAGGAGUUUUGGAUUGAGCGACAAUUGGGUUCAGGCUCUUGCCAAGAAAGAUCCUGUAAGACGGCAAGUCUUACGCGUGAAAGGUUGUUUGGCGGGGUCAAAAGCUGAUAACUUAUUAGAACAGGGCGACAUGCUCCUUGCAAUCAAGAAGGAGCCAAUCACUUGCUUCCGUGACAUAGAAAAUGCUUGCCAAGAGCUGGAUAAAUCUCAAGAUGAUGAAGGGAAGCUUCAUAUGACUAUUUUUAGGCAGGGUCGGGAAAUUGAACUACUUGUGGGCACUGAUAUCAGAGAUGGCAAUGGCACAGCACAGAUGGUGAACUGGUGUGGGUGUAUCGUUCAAGAUCCUCACUCUGCAGUCCGUGCACUCGGAUUUCUUCCUGAAGAAGGGCAUGGUGUAUAUGUGGCAAGAUGGUGUCACGGGAGUCCGGUACACAGGUACGGCCUCUAUGCUCUCCAGUGGAUAGUUGAAGUUAAUGGGAAACUCACACCCGAUCUAGAAACUUUCGUGGAUGUGACCAAGGGGCUGGAACAUGGAGAAUUCGUUCGUGUAAGGACGGUCCAUCUGAAUGGGAAGCCGCGGGUGAUGACAUUGAAGCAAGAUCUUCAUUACUGGCCGACAUGGGAGCUGAAAUUCGAUCCAGACACUGCCACAUGGCGCCGCGGAACGAUCAAAGCAUUGGAUUGCAGUACUGCGUGACAGCUAUAAUCCCACCAGCUGUGAAACUAUCCUUGGGAUAUGCCAUACUAUGGACCUCAGCUGCACAUCAUAGAGUAAAACAAACCUUUUGGGGCCCACCUUCAGCACUGAGAUGGGGUCAUGGGCCAUCCCAAUCAGUCUCUUAACUAUUAACUUGGAGCCAAUAAUGUGAGGUAUAUAUAAUAUAUAAUAUACAUAUGGCUUCCAUACACGUGAUGUUAGCCUUAUAUAUGCAUAUUGUAAAUUACUUGAUUUUUCAUGCACAAUAAAUAUUUAAGGGAGAGAUGGGAGUUGGUUAUC
Messenger RNA from Magnolia sinica, 3989 nucleotides. Its product is annotated as protease Do-like 7. The transcript is spliced from 24 exons. The record is from RefSeq and is a predicted model, not a curated record. Gene Ontology annotation, biological process: proteolysis. Gene Ontology annotation, molecular function: protein binding; serine-type endopeptidase activity. Lineage: Eukaryota; Viridiplantae; Streptophyta; Magnoliopsida; Magnoliales; Magnoliaceae. Bases 303 to 3689 code for a protein of 1128 amino acids.